Molecule: messenger RNA, 2756 nt
Organism: Heterocephalus glaber (naked mole-rat)
Lineage: Eukaryota; Metazoa; Chordata; Mammalia; Rodentia; Bathyergidae
Source: RefSeq, a predicted model, not a curated record
GUCGACGGCACUUUCGCCACAGUCAGCAGCUCCGAUCCUAGGGAAGCCAAGGAAGUGUGUGGUCUAUCCGCAUCCUCCGAAGAAAUCCCGCGUGUCUCGUUCUGUUCUCCGCUGGCUCCAGGGCCUGAACCUCAGCUUCUUCCCCAGGAACAUCAGCAGGUGCUAGAAGGAGCCAGGCCCAGACCCAGGGAACACCUGACCCAGCGCCCCCAGAGCCGCACCACCUGGAUCAGAGAUUUUUCAAAUGGCUUCCUGAUUGCAGAAAUAUUCUGUAUAUAUUAUCCCUGGGACCUUAAAUUAUCAUACUUUGAAAAUGGAACCUCUUUAAAAGUCAAGUUGGAUAACUGGGCACAAUUAGAGAAGUUUCUGGCAAAAAAGAAACUUAAAUUACCUAAAGAACUAAUCCAUGGAACAAUUCAUUGUAAAGCUGGAGUACCUGAAAUAUUGAUUCAAGAAGUUUAUACUUUGUUAACACAUCGAGAAAUGGAGAGUAUCCAGGAUGACAUUGUGAAUUUCACAGACUAUAGUUACCAGAUGCGGUUACCUCUGGUUUCCAGGCCUACAGCUUCAAAGUUUAUUAAAGAUAACAUUAGGUUAACGGAACUAAUAAGCAAUCCCAACAUGCUGAGCAAUGAACUUAAAGUAGAGUUCCUCUUACUUUUACAAAUGUUGCAAAGAAAAUUAAGCAGAAAAUUGAAUCCAGGAUGGUUUGAUGUCAAGCCAAAAAUGGGAGAAAUUACUCUGGAUUAUCUUCCCCAGUGCUCUGGGUGUAAAUAUCCGAAAGUUUCAAAGGAGACAGUUGUACCUUCAUCAAAUACAGGUACUGGUGGUAAAGGACAUAAAAAAAUUCAUGUGAAGCAAGCUGAAAAAUGUCCUAAUGAAUCUGUUUUGAAACCUGUCAGAAACACAGAAAAGAAACCUUGAGAGACACUUAUCUAAUGGCUUUGAAGAAGUGAUGUCACAAUCUCCUGCCACACUACAGGGAUCUAAUCACUUACUCUUUCAUGUAUUUCAGUAAUAAAUAACAUGUCGUCUUAUUCAUAAUUGGGAUGGGGUGAUUUCUUUUUCAAUUCAAUAGCUAUUUAUUAACUACUAACUGUUGAAGAUACAAAAUCAAAUAAAUUGGGACAGAAUGAGCUAAACUAAUUUUAAAGAUACCAUUAAACAUAAUUCACCAUAGCAAGUAAAAGUUCUUUUUCAUAAAUUUUGUAGGAAUAGUGUGUGGUUUGUAAUAUACUUGCCUCAUGAGAAAUUGAGCUUUCGCUUUGCCUGAUACAUAUAUUUACAUGUUGCAUUCAUUAAUAAAAACAUAUUCUAAAUGGUUUCUAGAAAACAUUGGCCCAUAGAAACUCUUGCUCAGUUCUAUGAGUAGCUUUAAUUUAAACCAUUUUCAAAGAAUAAGUCCCCCUCAUGUUGAUAACAAGUUGUGGGAAAGGAAACUUUUGCUCUUCUUGGAAUCUGAUUCUGGUGUUUAGUCAUCCAUUUAGUUCAAUUAAAAAAUCUGAUUGGUUGCUGCCAUGUCCCAUUUUAUAUUCAUAUAUGCAAAAUAUUAUUCAACUGUAAUUACUCGUUUUAAUGCUGCUUCAUCAAUAGUCUCAUUUGACUUGCAAGAGUAAUAUGACUAAUAGUGAAUCCAACAAUUAAAAUGGCAUGCCAUAUUAGCAGUUUUUUUGCUUUUAUGAAGGUUAACAUGUCUACCUUCAGAGACUUUCUUUUUAAAUUUUAUACUUUGAAUAUGUCAUGUGUGGGAAAAGAAUUUAAGGAGAGCCUGGGAGAUACAGAUAAUUUCUGUGACAUUUUUCAAAAGCAAGGUUUUUCUAAGUUAAGAGAUCUAAUUCAAAUACAUCUUAACCAGAUAUAGUAAUUGACUGCUGGCUUGCAUUAUAAUGGGACAACUGUCACAAGAAUAAUAUUUUGAAGCAAUAAAAUGUAGUUCCUUAAGUAAAGGUUUUAAGAACAGUCUUCGAUACUUUUGGAAAAGCUCUACAGAAAAGGAUUAGGCUUGGGGAAACAGUCACAUAAUAUACAUUUUUUCCUCUUGGUUUUGUCUUCAGUCUCCUAAAGCAGCCAAUCACUCACAGCCUUUCUGUGGUAAAUUCCCAAGAUUCCGGAGCAGCCUAUGGAGAUUGAAAAAUGGGAAACAGUCUGUAAUCUGAUUACAAAUAUGUGGGUAGCAAGCAUAGUCCAAGUAGGUAACCUCAAUAACUUCUUGAGGAUGAGUUAUGUCAACAGAAGCCAACACUACAGGCGUGACUGAGGAAGACUAUUUACUUCAUAACAGAUACUUAAUGAACUUUUCUAGGAGCUCCAGUAGUUCCAGUAGCAGCAGCACUUUCUUAAUCUGCAGAGUUUAUCAUAGAAGCUACUGUGAUAGGCUGUUUGUGUUAAUUAGUAAGCACUCUUCCCAUUUUAUAACACUUUUGGAGUGUGCGGUAGUCAGUGCUUUUUACAGGUCUAGAUCAGUUUCUUGAAUAAUUCAGUAAAAUGAUUUUCCUAGCUUUCUGAAUAGGAUAACAAGUCAGAUAGGCCUUCAUAUCUCCAAUGACUGGUUCAGGAUUUACAGAGAAACAGUGUCUUUCAAUGGUGGUUUUAGGGAUGAGAGUUCUGCUCAUCUUGGCAGGUUUUAAUGGUAUCAUUUAUUAAAAUUCAAGGCACCUCAAAUACAUACAUAUAUAUAAAUCUAGAUAAUGACAUUCCAUAUUAUAGCUCAGACAUACCAUAUUUAAAUUAAGCGUGAAAGUACAUAUUUCAAUUAU